Ooceraea biroi (clonal raider ant) is the source of this 3613-nucleotide messenger RNA. RefSeq names its product arsenic resistance protein 2 (gene Ars2). Gene Ontology annotation, biological process: primary miRNA processing; mRNA processing. Lineage: Eukaryota; Metazoa; Arthropoda; Insecta; Hymenoptera; Formicidae. The record is from RefSeq and is a predicted model, not a curated record. Gene Ontology annotation, molecular function: nucleic acid binding. Gene Ontology annotation, cellular component: nuclear body.
AACUGUAGUAGCUGCGUACAUGGCCUUUCACGUUUCACUGUGAUUGUCGGCAAAGUGCAGGGUUCGUCGGCAGUCGUCUUAACUUCUCGGUAACGUGUAGCAUUUGCAAAAAACAUUUAGCGUUUUGAGAAGAUGGCUGACUCUGAUGAUGAGUAUGAUAGGAAAAGGCGCGAUAAAUUCAGGGGUGAAAGAACAGAAUCUUACUCACGGGAACGCAGAGAAGAUCGUAGGCGCGAUGAUUGGGUUGAUAGAGAGUGGUCCAGCCGUCCUAGGCAGCGUCCCGAUUAUCGCGAAUACCGGGGUGGAGGCGGUGGGGGACGUGAUCGUUACAGUCCUGCGAGGUCGCAAGACAUGGCACCGCCUAUGAAGAGAAUGCGAUUUGAUUGGGAUGACAGGCCAAGAUACGGGCACGAUUAUUACGGUGGCGGAAGUGGCGGCGGUGGCGGCGGCGGUGGUGGCGGUGGUGGUGGUGGCGGCGGUAGUAGUUCAUGGAGCCCCGAUCACUAUCCGCCUCCUCACCAUGGCAACCAUCACUAUGGCAACCAUAGUAACAGCAGCAGUCGGGAGGUAGCUGGUAAUUUCAGUAACUCAAAUGUUGAGACUCAGCCGCCUGUGAUGUCCUUCAAAGCGUUCCUCGGUACUCAGGAAGAUACGAUUACUGAUGAGGAGGCGAUUAAACGUUACAACGAGUAUAAGUUGGAAUUCAGGAGGCAGCAACUCAAUGAGUUUUUUGUCGCUCAUAAGGACGAAGAAUGGUUUAAAAUAAAAUAUCAUCCCGAGGAGUCGGUGAAGAGAAAGGAGGAACAAGUGUCAGGGCUCAAGAAACGUGUGGAGGUGUUUCUGGAGAUGCUAGAAUCGGACGGAAUAGACAAAGUGUCUGUUGACGCUGAUCAAGCGGAUGCGCUGCUACAUGUGUUAGAUGCUGUAGUCAUUAAACUGGAAGGAGGAACAGAAGAAGAUUUACAAGUGUUGAAUGUCAAACCACCUAAGCCUAUGAUUGCUAAAGAUAUGCUGAAGGAGAAGGAAGAUAACAAGAGCAAACUUUCGACAGAGAAGAAAUCUGAAAAUGGCGACAAAAGCAAAUUAGACGACAAACCACAAAGUGAAAAGAGCUCUAAAAAUGGUCAAAGCGGUGACAUGGAGGUGGAAAGUUCUGAGAAAGAUAAAAAUCUAGCAUCUGACUCUAACAAGACGAAGGAAAACGACGAGAAUAAAGACGUGAAGGAAACUACUAAUGACGAUAAACUUCCGGAAAAAUCAGAGAAGUCGAGAAAACGUAAACGUUCCGAUAGCCUUAGCAGCAGUAGCAGUAACAGUAGCAGCAGUUCUGACAGUGACAGCAAUAUACCAGAUACACCAAAAGCUGAGACUUCUGCGAAUGAAAAAGCAGACGCCAAUAACGAGGAAGCCGAAGAAGGGGACGCUAAAGGAGAGAAUCAAGAAAACAAGCCGGAACCUGAGGCCGCGAAUAAUAAAAAGUCUACAAUUGAGCCAGAAGCAGUGAUCGAUUUGGCAAGCGAGGAUAAAGAGAAAGAGCCAAGAGCUUUGCAUAAAACCAGUAGCAUCUUUCUCCGUAACUUAGCACCGACAAUUACGAAGGCAGAAGUUGAAGCGAUGUGCAAGCGAUUCCCUGGAUUUCUACGUGUGGCUAUAGCGGAUCCACAACCCGAGAGACGUUGGUUCCGCCGCGGUUGGGUUUCCUUCGAAAGACAAGUGAACAUCAAAGAAAUCUGCUGGAGUUUAAAUAAUAUUCGUUUACGCGAUUGCGAGCUUGGUGCAAUCGUGAACAGAGACUUGUCACGACGUAUCCGCUCCGUGAACGGUUUAACAUCGCACAAGCAAAUUGUCAGACACGACAUUAAACUCAGUGCCAAAAUCGUUUACAAUUUGGACAACAGAGUAGGAUUGUGGAACGAAGAGAAAAAAGAAGAAGGCGCGUCGAAACAAGAAGAAGACAAGGAGAACAAAACUGCCCAAAAUACUGAAGUCGAGCAAGCAGCUUUCGGAUUGUCGUCCAAAAACCCUGUAUUGAAGAAUAUAACGGACUAUUUGAUAGAAGAAGCGUCAGCCGAAGAAGAGGAAUUGCUGGGUAUGUCAGGCGAGCAGGAAGAAGGUCAGUUAGGCGGUGAUGGCGAUAGUUCAAUAGAGAGAGACCCAGUUCUAAUUAAAGUAUUAGACCGAUUAGUGCUGUAUCUACGAAUUGUCCAUUCCGUUGAUUUCUAUAAUCACUGCGAGUAUCCAAACGAGGACGAGAUGCCAAACAGAUGUGGAAUAAUGCACGUGAGGGGAUCUCCGCCCACCGCCAAAAUUUCCAGCGCUGAAUUGACAGAAUACUGUCGCAAUUUCGAGAGCAAGAUGUCCGCCUUUCUGCAACCAGUUGCCACUUUGUCUGCCGAGGAAUUCGAUAAGCUAGGCGCGAAGAAUGCUGAAGCUGAGGUAGAAAAAUUCGUGCAAGCCAACACCCAAGAAUUGUCGAAAGACAAAUGGUUGUGUCCACUUAGUGGAAAAAAAUUCAAAGGACCCGAUUUUAUUCGCAAACAUAUCUUCAACAAACAUUCUGAGAAGGUUGCUGAAGUGAAAGCGGAAGCUGAGUACUUUAACAAUUAUCUGCGAGACCCAAAGAGGCCUCAACUCCCUGAACAUCCUGGUAACAAGGCGCCACUGAGAGAGGGGCCACGCGAGAAUUUCACACCGUAUGGCUGCAAUUCUCUACGUGUUUCUAGAUUCGGAAAUUACGGUGGUGGAUACGGUGGUCGGGGCAAUUAUGGUUCCGGCUACAGUGGCGGAUUUGGCGGAUUCGGUGCUCCACGCUCCAACCGAGGCGGAUUUAACCGUGGACGGGCUGCUCCGGAUGCUACAUCAAGACCUAUUAUUAGUUAUAAUGACUUGGACCAGCUAGAUAUGGAUACGUUUUAAGUUUCCUAAGUCAAAAUUUAUGCCAAUAAUUUCCCCGGGACUAAGCAAUGAUAAAAAUGAUUAAUAAUGAUCAUUGCAAUUAACAUAGUUAUCUAUGGGUGUAUAAGUGUAUGUGCAUAUAUACAUACACACACACACACACACACACACACACACACAUAUAUAUUGGGUUGCAACAAAACUUCGUAAUCUUAAUUAGUGAAAUUCCAAACCAAAAUUGUAUAUAUAUGCAUUUAUUUAACUACAUAUGCGCCGUCUUGUUCUCCUAACAUUUGCCUUUUUUGUGAUAGCUUCAUGAUUCCACCUUUCCAGAAUUUCUUGUUUUCAUUAAAACAAAAUUAACGGACUUUGUUACAACCCCAUACACAUAUAUAUGUACAUACACACACAUCUAUUUAGAAUUACAUAACACCCCCAUUAAUAAAAGACGGAAAAUAAUACAAAAAUUAACAUUCUUGAGAAGUUAAUAACGUUUAAUACGCAUCGAGAUCCGAUAUUCUUCCAGUUAUGCAUACUAAAAUAAAAGAAAUUAUAAUCAUAUUUUCAGUUGCACAGAAUAUUUUAUUUUAUUAGAAUGAUCUUAAAGUAAUAGAUAGAUUACUUUUUAUACGAUGCUACCUUGAGUCCAAGGAUCCACCGAUGCUGUAAAUUUAUGAUAUAAAUCACAAAUAAACCUAUCUGUGUGUUAUUCUAAUAA